Peromyscus maniculatus bairdii (prairie deer mouse) is the source of this 2426-nucleotide messenger RNA. It is a transcript of the gene Kcnip2, whose product is annotated as potassium voltage-gated channel interacting protein 2. Gene Ontology annotation, cellular component: voltage-gated potassium channel complex. Gene Ontology annotation, biological process: regulation of potassium ion transmembrane transport. Gene Ontology annotation, molecular function: potassium channel regulator activity; calcium ion binding. Lineage: Eukaryota; Metazoa; Chordata; Mammalia; Rodentia; Cricetidae. The record is from RefSeq and is a predicted model, not a curated record.
GGGGCGGAGGAGAGGCGGCUGGGCUCCGGCUCGGCUCCCAGCUCCACUCUGCCUCCCGCUCCACGCUAUCUUGCGGCCCAAGCCUCCGGCUCCUGCCCCAGGACCCCGGGGAGGGCCCGAAACCCCUGUGAGUUCCCAGACGAAAGCCCUGUCAGCCCCUCCUCCGGGCCCCCAGCCCCGGCAGGUCGCUGCGCCGCCAGGGGGCGCCGUGUGAGCGCCCUAUCCCGGCCACCCGGCGCCCCCUCCCACGGCCCAGGCGGGAGCGGGGCGCCGGGGGCCAUGCGGGGCCAAGGCCGGAAGGAGAGUUUGUCCGAAUCCCGAGAUCUGGACGGUUCCUACGACCAGCUUACGGGCCACCCUCCAGGGCCCACUAAAAAAGCCCUGAAGCAGCGGUUCCUCCAGCUGCUGCCGUGCUGCGGGCCCCAAGCCCUGCCCUCAGUCAGUGAAACAUUGGCUGCCCCAGCCUCCCUCCGCCCCCACAGACCCCGCCCGCUGGACCCAGACAGCGUGGAGGAUGAGUUCGAACUGUCCACGGUGUCUCACCGGCCUGAGGGUCUGGAGCAGCUGCAGGAACAAACCAAGUUCACACGCAAAGAGUUGCAGGUCCUGUACCGAGGCUUCAAGAACGAAUGCCCCAGCGGAAUCGUCAAUGAGGAGAACUUCAAGCAGAUUUACUCCCAGUUCUUCCCCCAAGGAGAUUCCAGCACCUACGCUACUUUUCUCUUCAAUGCCUUUGACACCAACCACGAUGGCUCUGUCAGUUUUGAGGACUUUGUGGCUGGUUUAUCGGUGAUUCUUCGGGGAACCAUAGACGAUAGGCUGAACUGGGCCUUCAACUUGUAUGACCUCAACAAGGACGGCUGUAUCACCAAGGAGGAAAUGCUUGACAUCAUGAAGUCCAUCUACGACAUGAUGGGCAAGUACACAUACCCUGCCCUCCGCGAGGAGGCCCCAAGAGAGCAUGUGGAGAGCUUCUUCCAGAAGAUGGACAGGAACAAGGAUGGCGUGGUGACCAUUGAGGAAUUCAUCGAGUCUUGUCAAAAGGACGAGAACAUCAUGAGGUCCAUGCAACUCUUCGAUAAUGUCAUCUAGCCCCCACCCAGGGGGAGGGCUAGUGGGGUGACCAUGCUCUAGUCCUAGUUCAGGUGAACCUAACCCUUCUCUGCCCGGGUCUGUCCUCAUCCUCCCUGUACCCUGGGGGCUGUAGGGAUUCCAGGUCCUGGGCCUUCAUUAGUCCAGAUCCCUGGAGCUGGGUGGCAGGAGGGGACAGCGUGUAUCUGGGAGGGGAGUGCCCAGCUCCCAGCAGCUCUCACCCCCUUCUCGCCUGAUGCCAGUGCUGAGGACACCCCGGUGUAGGGACCGUGUGGUUCCUCACCUCCCGACCGCACUCUAGAAACCACAUUAGACUAAUGUCUCGUGCUAUGGUGCUUCCCCCGUCCCUGGCCUCACAGACUCCCCUCUAAGAAUCCUUUCUCAGAGAAUAUGCUCCGUCCAUGUCCCUGGCUGGCUUUUGAGCAUAGCCUUCGAGGAGCCUGCAGGAGGGGGACAAGAAAGAGAGAACCUUGGCCUUGAGCCAGUGCUUAGGGCCUAGGAAUUGGUGGGAGCAGAAAACAGGAAGCCUGGGCAGAUGUUGAGCCCAGGCGGGGCUGCCACUGCCAAGUUCUAUGGGUCUGCUGUCCGGGGCCAGCAGAACAUGAGUUCCUUGACUCCCCAGAAGGCCUUAUGUCCUUAGCCAUGUCCCAGAAAUUUACCAUACGCUUCUCAGUGUCUUAGGAGAGCCUGGGAUCCAGAUAGCUGGUUUCUCUCCAGAUCCUCUCCAUCAUUCUUGCUUGUGUGGUGGGAGUGGUGGCCAGGGGAAGGUGAGUGGGAGGUGUCCUGGAUGAUGCCUUUCUAAGUCCCAUCCUGCCCUCCUGCCUGUCACCUGUUUCGAUGGCUUCAGUUUCAAUUUUCCAUGGCCUCUAGAUUUGGAGGCCUGGAGUGAGUCAGGGAUUUUCCUGAACUUGAGUCUUCCCACUCCUAGUGGCUGCCUUAGGGGAAGGAGAGGACACAGGCAGGCACUCCAUCUGAACCCAGUAUGGGGGCAUUCAUUGGAAUCAUUGCCCAACCCUCCACAACGCCCUAGGAUGCUCUAGGGUCCGUCCCCUCUCCCUCUAUCUAGUCUACCCAGAGAUGCCCCUGAGCUCACCUAGAGGGCGGGGACCACAGGAUUCAGGUCCGACCUUAUUGUCAGCACCCUGCCAUGCUGCUGCCCCUCCUAAUACACCUGCUUGUCCCAUUCAGCUCCCUUCCCAGUCAGCUAGGGUCUGAGGGGAAGGCCCGCUCAGAGCCCCCAACCCGUCAGACAUGGCUGACUGCUUUGCAUUUUGGGCUCUUUACCUAUUUUGUAAAAUAAGACACCAGGUCCAAUAAAACACAAUGGCUAUGCA